AUGUCGGGGGCGGGGCUGGGGGCGAGGUCCUGGCGGGGGGGGGCGGAGCCCUCGGAGAGCAGCCCCGAGCCCCCCUCCCCCUCCAGCUCCCGGCCCCCCCCCUCAGACACCAGCCCCAGCCCCAGCGAGGAGACCACGCCCCCUCCCCACCGCCCCGCCCACGGGAGGGGCGGGGCCGCAGAGUGCCCCGCCCCCCCGGAGGCCGGCGUGGCCUGCGACAGGAACCUGGCGCUCUUCGAGGAGGAGCUGGCCACCCGCCCCCGCGUCCCCGCCCUCCUGCGCCGCAUCGCUCCCUACAGCGCCCUCAGCCCCGACAGCGACGACGGAGACGCCCCGCGGCGGCUGCUGGGGACGCUGCGGGGGGUGGCGGCGCCCUCCCUGCAGACGCUGCUGGGGCUGGUGCUGGUGCUGCGGCUGCCGUGGGUGGUCGGCACCGGAGGGGUCCUGCAGGCCAGCGCCAUCGGCCUCCUGCUCGGCGCCUGCACCAUGCUGACCGCUGUGUCCCUGAGCGCCAUCGCCACCAACGGCCUCGACCCUGGAGGCUGUCCCCUGGGGCUGCUGUCGGGGGCGCUGGGCCCCGAGGCGGGGGGGGCCGUGGGGCUCUGCGCCUUCCUCAGCGCCGCCUUCGCCGCCGCCGCCGCCGCCCUGGGGGCUGCCGAGAUCCUGCUG
Molecule: messenger RNA, 669 nt
Organism: Gymnogyps californianus (California condor)
Lineage: Eukaryota; Metazoa; Chordata; Aves; Accipitriformes; Cathartidae
Product: solute carrier family 12 member 6-like
Exons: 5
Biological process (GO): potassium ion homeostasis; chemical synaptic transmission; chloride transmembrane transport
Cellular component (GO): membrane
Molecular function (GO): potassium:chloride symporter activity
Source: RefSeq, a predicted model, not a curated record